AUCAGCGCUCGGGGGGCGCCAGGCCACGCCCCCAGGGAAGAUGGCGGCGCUGCGGGCGCUGCGGUGGCGGCGGCGGCUCCCGGGGCUCGGGAGGCGGCUCCUGGGGAGCGCCGGCUCCCCCGAGGAGCGGCCGCAGUUCCCGGGCGCCUCGGCCGAGUUCGCCGAGCGGCUCGAGUUCAUCCAGCCCCAGGUGCUGGCCGGGAUCCCGGUGUACCGGGUGAUGGACCGGCAGGGACAGGUGAUCCGCGAGAGCGAGGACCCGCAGCUGCCCAAGGAGCAGGUGCUGAAGCUCUACAAGACGAUGACGCUGCUCAACACCAUGGACAGGAUCCUGUACGAGUCCCAGCGCCAGGGCCGGAUCUCGUUCUACAUGACCAACUACGGCGAGGAGGGGACGCACGUGGGCAGCGCCGCCGCCCUCGACGCCGCCGACCUGGUGUUCGGGCAGUACCGCGAGGCAGGUGUGCUGCUGUACCGGGGCUACCCCCUGGAGCUGUUCAUGGCCCAGUGCUACGGCAACGCGCGGGACCCCGGCAAGGGCCGCCAGAUGCCGGUGCACUACGGCUGCGCCCAGCGCCACUUCGUCACCAUCUCGUCCCCCCUGGCCACGCAGAUCCCGCAAGCCGUGGGCGCCGCCUACGCCAUCAAGCGCGCGGACGCCAGCCGGGCGGUGGUCUGCUACUUUGGGGAGGGGGCGGCCAGCGAGGGCGACGCCCACGCCGGCUUCAACUUCGCCGCCACCCUCGAGUGCCCCAUCGUCUUCUUCUGCCGCAACAACGGCUACGCCAUCUCCACGCCCACCUCCGAGCAGUACCGCGGGGACGGCAUCGGUGGGAACCCCAAAUCCCCCAAAUUUGGGGCGUUUUGGGCGGGCGUGGCCAGCGCAGCGCCCACCCUUUAA
Messenger RNA from Haemorhous mexicanus (house finch), 901 nucleotides. RefSeq names its product 2-oxoisovalerate dehydrogenase subunit alpha, mitochondrial-like. The record is from RefSeq and is a predicted model, not a curated record. Gene Ontology annotation, molecular function: oxidoreductase activity, acting on the aldehyde or oxo group of donors, disulfide as acceptor. Lineage: Eukaryota; Metazoa; Chordata; Aves; Passeriformes; Fringillidae. Gene Ontology annotation, biological process: branched-chain amino acid catabolic process.